Salvelinus fontinalis (brook trout) is the source of this 3996-nucleotide messenger RNA. RefSeq lists its product as uncharacterized. The transcript has 8 exons. The coding region runs from base 225 to 1286 and encodes 353 amino acids. Gene Ontology annotation, cellular component: nucleus. The record is from RefSeq and is a predicted model, not a curated record. Lineage: Eukaryota; Metazoa; Chordata; Actinopteri; Salmoniformes; Salmonidae.
GCUUAAAAAGACUCAAAAACAUAUUUCCCCCCAAUUAUUAUUAGGAUACUGAGUCAAGAUGUUAAUUUUAUUUUGUUCGGAAUGUAGGGAUACCGUUUUCUGUAUGUCUACCUAGCUAACAUGCCACCUCGGAGUGGAUCCAGUUCUUCAAGGAUGCUGGGAUCCCUGCUGGUCUGGCUGUCAACUAUGCCCUGUCUUUUGUGGACAACAGGAUCCAGAAGACCAUGCUGAUGGACCUCACUAAGGAGAUCAUGAUGGACCUGGGCAUCACUGUCAUCGGUGACAUUAUUGCCAUCCUCAAACACGCCAAACAGGUCUACCGACAGGACAUGUGCAAAAUGGCCACACAGGCCAUAACCUCAGGACAGUCCAGCGUUCAGACCGAACUCCGAAGAGCUGCCAACACCCCCGCCACACGUAUGAUUGCCAACGCCUUGAGCCACGACUCACCGCCAACCACACCAGCCCAUCACCCUGACAACCGGGCAAUCUCUGUGACCGUGUCGAACAAACAGGCCAAGAGUGGCAAAGCAGUGCUGAGCCGGCCUGCUGACGAGGGGAACGGUCUGCCGGCGAAGCGUCGCCGCGUGACUGCAGAGAUGGAAGGCAAGUACAUCAUCAACAUGCCCAAAGGCACCACGGCACGCACCGCCCGAAUCCUGGCCCAGCAGGCCAAGAAAGGGAACAAGCGGAUGUCUGUGUUUGAGCGACUGGGAGCCGAGUCCAAAGCAGAUACCACCACGGGCGGCAGCAAGGCCACGGGUGUGUUCAGUCGUCUGGGCCGAGCAGACGGAGCGGAGGAGGAGCCGGGAACAGCAGGAAGGGCUGAUGUAGACGGAGCAGAGGAGGAGGAGGAGGAGGAGGAGGAUGAUAGUGAUGGAGAGGGUUCGGUCCUACAGUACGCUGGCGUCCUAAAGCGACUCCCUCCCUCCCAGAAGAAAGAGCCUGUGGCCCCCAAGCUGGCCCCCACCACCCUCCGCCGCCUAGGAGUGAAGUUCAAACUCCCCCCUACUGACUCUCCCUCCUCCUCUUCCUCCCCCGAUGGCCUCCCCCCUGCCAAGCUCAGUGUGCUUCAGAGACUGGGUAAACCAAAUGCCUCCCCACCGCCCGCCGACACCCAGGACAGCCGCGUGACCAGCACCAGAAAUAAGGCCCGGCCAGGCCUGGCCCUGGCCAGCCCUAAAGUCAGCAGCAGCACCAGGGCUGGAGGAGGGGAGAGUUUUGGGGCUCAGAUGGACGUAGGGUCAGUCAAUGUCUUUAAGAGACUGGGCAGCAAGAGGACCUAACGCAUAUCAGGCCAUGUCUAGACCUAUACCUUUUCAUUAUUUUUAUUUAGCAUCCAUCCGGAAGGCUAGUUGUGACGUGUUGGUAACAUCACAUAGACAGCUAGCCUGGGUACCAAUCUGUUUGUGCUAACAUUCCCCUCCCUGUCAUGUUAUGUUUAUUAUAUGACACAGAGUACAAGGGGUGGAAUGUUAGCACAAAACAGGUCUGUAUUUUAGGCUUACGGAGAGCUGCUUCUAGGAGGAGUUGGCUCAGUGAUAAAAAGGGAUUGUGGGAAUGCAGGAUGUAAUGUUCACCGUAUCACCUCAGCACUCACCUCCACCGGGCUAUGACUACCGGGUACAGGAGAAGUACAGUCCACUUAAGACGUUCAUGCUGUAACUCUAGUCCUAGAAUGGACAACAGCAACAGGCAAACAACACAUAAAGCAACCUCUUAACCCACAAGCAAGAGCAUCUCAUCGGCCUCAUUUUUAUAUGAACUGUAUUUGUAGAAAAGUGUAGACUCAUAUUGCUGUGAAGGCUCCACCACCACAUUGAACCUCCGGUUGUGUACAACGAUCUGCUUGAAAGCCAAGAUAUUCAGAGUUGGCUGUUCACAGAAUAGGAAGUUACCCACCAUUGACCUGUAUGUAGAUGUUAUUGUGAGGUUUUUUUUCAGGGCUUAUUCAGUACAUUGCAGAUAGAAAUAUAACGUAUAGAGCUGACAUGAUGGUUUUAUUGACUAACAAAGAAUCAUGUUAGUUCUGCACCAUACAUUUCUAUCUAUACUGAACAAAAAUAUAUACGCAACAUGCAACAAUUUCAAUGAUUUUACUAAGUUAUAGUUCAUAUAAGGAAAUCAGUCAAUUUAUAUGAAUUCAUUAGUCCCUAAUCUAUGGAUUUCAGAUGACUGGGCAGGGGCGCAGCCAUGGGUGGGCCUGGGAGGGCAUAGGCCGACCCACUGGGGUGCCAGGCAUAGCCAAUCAGAAUUUGUUUUUCACCACAAAAGGGCUUUAUUACAGACAGAAAUUCUCCUCAGUUUCAUCAGCUGUCCGGGUGGCUGGUCUCAGACGAUCCAGCAGGUGAAAAUGCCAGAUAUAGAGGUCCUGGGCUGGCAUGAUUACACGAGGUUUGUAAGGCCAGUUGGACGUACUGCCAAAAUCUCUAAAACGACGGAGGUGGCUUAUGGUAGAUUAUCUGGCAACAGCUCUGGUGGACAUUCCUAUAGUCAGCGUGCCAAUCGCACACUCUCUAAAAACUUGAGACAUUUGUGGCAUUGUGUUGUGUGACAAAGCUGCACAUUUUAGUGGCCUUUUAUUGUCCCCAGCACAAGGUACACCUGUGUAAUGAUCAUGCUGUUUAAUCAGCUUCUUGAUAUGCCACACCUGUCAGGUGGAUGGAUGAUCUUGGCAAAGGAGAAAUGCUCACUAACAGGGAUGUAAACAAAUUUGUGCAGAACAUUUUAGAGAAAUAUUUUUGAGUAUGGAACAUUUCUGAAACAUGGGACCAACACAAGUUGUGUUUAUAUUUUUGCUCAGUAUACAUGUUGUGUAAUGUUGUGCUUUCCUGAAUAACACCCUGGUUUGCCAUUAUUCCGCAUGGUACAGGAACUGAUAUGUAAAUGUCCCCUUGAUAUUGAUACAAUAUUUAGCAGGUGUUCACCCAACUUUCUUAAAAAAAAUGUUUUUAUUGAACUUCACCAGAACUUUGCUACACUGUAUAUAGAUUUAGAAAAUCAUGACAAGAAAAAAACAACAUCCAAGGUUUUAAGAUGUUAUGGAACAAGGCACCAUGCCUUGAGAAAGUGAUCUUGAACAUAAACAAGAAAAUGGCGGAAAAAGUCUUGCCUGAUUUAUUUCCCCUCCUUCUUUGAGCCAGCUACUUCAAGAAGCCGUCCCAUCCUCCAGGAUCUCAGUCCAACAGUGUGCUCUUGUACUUUGACCAUGCUCUUUUAAUGAGAGACCCUGUCAUUGGAAUUGCAAGUGAGAGACCACAGUCAAUAUUUGGCUUCCCGGGGGAAUAGACGUUGAGCUGAUAAUUUAUCUAUUGAUGAGUUCAAUAAUAUGUUGUCUGAAGGAGUGGUGUAUGUUUGUCUGGGAGUGUUAUGUGUGUUAGGGGGGUGAGUCAGUGAGCUCUCCAUGUUGUCAGUAUUACCGCCCUGGGGAUGGGUGUCUUAGCCUCCAACCUCCCCCUCACACAGAAACAAGAGACAAAAUCAGGCAGGAGCACAGCUGGUACCACUAACCAGGCUUUGACAGUGACCGACCGAGAGAAGGGAUGGUGCGAGUGACAGUCUGUCCACUCUUCUCCCACUCAUUGUUUCAGACAGACAAUACAUGGAAGAGAGAGAAUUCUCAUAGACCUUCACUUCGUGUGCCGGUGUCUUUUUAGACUUCAGUGCACCUUUUGACAUUAUCGAUCAUAGUCUGCUGCUGGAAAUACGUAUGUGUAUUGGCUUUACACCCCCUGCUAUAAUGUGGAUAAAGAGUUACUUGUCUAACAGAACAUAGAGUGUUCUUUAAUGGAAGCCUUUAAAACAUAACCAGGUAGAAGCAGGAAUUCCCCAGCGUCGUUGUAUAGGCCCCUUGCUUUUUUCAAUCUUUACUAACAACAUGCCACUGGCUUUGAGUAAGGCCAGUGUGUCUACAGUGGCUUGCGAAAGUAAUCACCCCCUUGACAUUUUUCCUAUUUUGUUGCCUUACAACCUGGAAAUAAAAUAUAUUUUUUGGGG